Messenger RNA from Heterostelium album PN500, 2979 nucleotides. It is a transcript of the gene hydA, whose product is annotated as aldehyde dehydrogenase. The transcript has 5 exons. Lineage: Eukaryota; Evosea; Eumycetozoa; Acytosteliales; Acytosteliaceae. The record is from RefSeq and is a predicted model, not a curated record. Gene Ontology annotation, molecular function: ATP-dependent protein folding chaperone; aldehyde dehydrogenase (NAD+) activity; ATP binding. The coding region runs from base 1 to 2979 and encodes 992 amino acids.
AUGAAUUUUAAUUCAUAUUAUUUAUAUUUAUUUUUGCUUUUAUGCACUAUAAACUAUUCCUACACUAAGGAAAAAGAGCUUGUUGAUGGAGAAGUAAUCGGUAUCGAACUUGGGACAACCCAUACUCGUGUAGGGAUUUACAAGAAUGGCGGUGUAUUUUUCUUUCCAAACAUUGAAGGAUAUAGUGUAACUCCUUCAUUUGUUUAUUUCGGUAUAAAACAAAAUUUUAUCGGUCCCAUAGCAAAGGAGCUUGCUAAAUACAAUCCAACAAAUACAAUUUUCAAUAUAAAAAGUAUAAUUGGUAGAAAUUUCAAUGACCCUUUUAUUCAAAAUGAAAUAAAAUGGUUGCCCUAUAAGAUCUCUUCAAAAGAUGAUAAACUAUAUGUUUCAGUUAUGGAGAAAAAAAUACAAAAGCUUUACACACCGGAGGAAAUCUUAGCCAUGAUUUUGUCCAAGAUAAAGAAUGAUGUAGAAUCGUACCUAGGGAAACCAAUCAAGAAUGCAGUAAUUACUUGUCCUUCAUAUUUCAAUGAUGCUCAACGUCAAGCCAUGAAAGAUACAACUGUCUUGGCAGGAUUGAAUGUGUUACGCAUCAUUAAUGAACCAACCGCUGCUGCGUUGUCAUACUAUUACAAAGAUACCACUUCUCAUAAGAAGAACGUCUUAGUCUAUCAUUUGGGUGUUAGUACGUUAGGUGUUUCAAUGAUGAGCAUCGAAAAAGGAAUCUUUCAAGUUCUAGCCACCAAUGGAGACGAUUCCACCGGUGGUGAAGACUAUGUCAAACGAAUUAUGAAGUACAUGUUGGAUGUCUUCAAAAGUAAGACCGGUACAGACCCCAUUUUAGACCAAUUGGCACUCCUUAGAUUAAGAAAUGCUACAGAGAAUGCCAUUCGAGAACUUUACACUUCUACAAAAAGUACUCUUGAAAUCAAAUACUUAGUUGAUGGUGAAAGUUUAGAAGAGAUAUUAACUCGUACCGAAUUCGAAAAUUUGAACAGUUUUUUAUUCGACUUAACUAUUGAUAGUGUAAAGAAAGUUCUAGAAGAUUCCAAUUUGACAAAGUACCAAGUUGAUGAAGUUUUGUUGGUUGGUGAAUCCUCCCGCAUUCAAUAUAUCAAAUACUUGUUGAAGAAAUUCUUUGGUUACAAAAAAAUAAGAGAGGUAGAAAACCCAGAGAAAGAAGUUGCAAAGGGUGUUGUCAUCCAGGCUGGAAUCUUAUCAAACUCCAAAGGUACUGAAGUUAUCAAAUCAGUGUUGGAAGUCACUCCAUGGACUGUGAUUUUCACUAUAAAACAAUUAAAAAGCAAAAAGGUAUUGAUUAAAGUUUACGAAGGUGAAAGUUCGAUGACCAGUCUCAACACUUUUUUGGGUCAAUUCGAUUUACCUGUUAUACCACCAGAAUCUGGUGGCGUCGCAAAAGUAAAAGUCAAUUUGGCAGUAGAUAUUAAUGGAAUUCUUCAGGUUUCUGCUGAGGACAUGGAGUGUGUAUCAUCAGUUAAUUAUAUAAUGAUUGAAGCAAAUAAAGUUAAAUUACCAAAUACUAAAUUAUUUAUUAAUAAUCAAUGGGUAGAUCCAGUCGAGCCAAAACAAUUCAAAACUUUCAAUCCAACUACUGAAGAGUUGAUCUGUGAAAUCUCUGAAGGUUCUUCAAAAGAUGUAGAUUUAGCUGUUGCAGCUGCAAGAGAUGCAUUCGAGAAUGGAGCAUGGUCAAAGAUGUCUGCUACUGAUAGAGGUACUCUUUUGUACAAGUUGGCCGAUUUGAUUGAGAAGAACAAAGAGUGGUUGGCCGCUUUGGAGACAACAGAGAUGGGAAAGCCAUAUGCUGCUUCGCUCCACUUUGAUUUGGCACAAGCUGCAGGUUGCAUUAGAUAUUUCGCUGGUUGGACUGACAAGAUCCAGGGUAAGCUCAUCCAGAGUGCCGCCAACAACCUGACUGCCUACACCAGACACGAGCCAGUGGGUGUCGCCGCUUUCAUCACACCAUGGAACUUCCCAUUCUUGAUUAUGUGUUGGAAGUUGGGACCUGCUUUGGCCAGUGGUUGCACCGUUGUCGCCAAGCCAAGUGAACACACAUCGCUCACCGCUCUCGCACUGUGCCAGUUGAUUGCCGACGCUGGAUUCCCACCAGGUGUUUUCAAUAUGGUCAAUGGAUAUGGACAUACCGUUGGUGAUGCAAUCUCUCGUCACCCUGACAUCGAUAAGAUCUCAUUCACUGGAUCCACCAGAGUUGGACGUCUCGUUAUGGAAGCAUCCGGAAAGAGUAACUUGAAGAAAGUUACACUGGAACUCGGUGGUAAAUCUCCAAACAUUGUGUUUGACGAUGCCGAUCUUGAGAGAUCGGUAAAGGGUGCUGUCAAUGCUAUGUAUAUCAAUAUGGGACAAUGUUGUUGUGCUGGUUCGCGUCUCUUUGUCCAAGAGGGAAUCUAUGACAAGUUCUUGGAGAAGUUCAUUCCCGCUGUCCAGGCACUGAAGGUCGGUAAUCCAUUCGAGUCGAACGACCAAGGUCCAAUGGCGAGCAAGGAGCACUUUGACCGUGUACUCAACUAUCUUGCCAUCGGAAAGAAAGAGGGUGCCAAGGUGUUGGUCGGCGGUGAGAAGCAUACCGAUCGUGGAUACUUUAUCCAACCGACUGUACUCGUCGACGUGAAGGACGACAUGUGUGUUGGAACCGAAGAGAUCUUUGGUCCAGUGGUUUGUGUAUUCAAAUUCAAAACCGUUGACGAAGUGAUCACCCGUGCCAACAACUCUGCUUACGGAUUGGCUGCCGGUGUCUGGACAGAGAACAUCAGCACUGCUCACCGUGUUGAGAAGAAACUGAAAGCUGGAACCAUUUGGAUCAACGAAUACAACUACAUUCACUAUCUCGUUCCAUUCGGUGGUUACAAACAAUCGGGAUUCGGUAAGGAUCUCAGUGAGUAUGCCAUUCAAGAGUAUUGCAAUGUAAAAGCUGUUAUUUUAAAUCAUGGACCUGCACUUUAA